Molecule: messenger RNA, 3009 nt
Organism: Penicillium odoratum
Lineage: Eukaryota; Fungi; Ascomycota; Eurotiomycetes; Eurotiales; Aspergillaceae
Product: cleavage polyadenylation factor subunit CFT2
Exons: 2
Coding region: 1-3009 (1002 amino acids)
Biological process (GO): mRNA 3'-end processing by stem-loop binding and cleavage
Cellular component (GO): mRNA cleavage and polyadenylation specificity factor complex
Molecular function (GO): RNA binding
Source: RefSeq, a predicted model, not a curated record
AUGUUUACCUUUACUCCGCUCUUGGGCGCACAGUCGUCCUCUUCCAGAGCCUCACAGUCGAUUUUGGAGUUUGACGGGGGAAUCAAGAUCUUAGUAGAUGUUGGUUGGGAUGACACCUUUGACACCCGCGAUUUGGCGGAGCUCGAAAAACAUAUUCCCACCCUCUCGCUGAUUCUCCUGACCCAUGCGACCCCGUCACACAUCGGCGCUUUCGUACACUGCUGCCAAACAUUCCCUCUUUUCACCAAAAUCCCUAUCUACGCGACAAGCCCGGUCAUCGCUCUCGGUCGCACUAGUCUACAAGAUCUCUACGCAUCCGCGCCUCUCGCUCCUACCUUCCUCCCCAAAGCAUCGGUCUCUGAACCCGGUGCCUCCUCGGCAGCGUCUGCGGUAGCCGAGCGUGAGAAUGCUGAAGCUGCAGGCAGCACAGGACGAAUCCUUCUCCCGCCGCCGACUGCCGAAGAGAUCGCCCGCUACUUCUCCCUCAUUACACCUCUCAAAUACUCGCAACCACAUCAACCUCUUCCUUCUCCCUUCUCGCCGCCCCUGGAUGGCCUUACCCUUACUGCCUAUAAUGCCGGACAUACUGUUGGUGGAACAAUAUGGCACAUCCAACAUGGAAUGGAGUCGAUCGUAUAUGCAAUGGACUGGAACCAGGCGCGCGAAGGUGUCGUGGCCGGUGCGGCGUGGUUUGGUGGUUCUGGCGCGAGUGGGACGGAAGUCAUUGAGCAAUUGCGCAAACCAACAGCCUUGAUUUGCAGUACCCAGGGUGGUGAUAAGUUCGCUCUGUCUGGUGGUAGGAAAAAGAGAGAUGAUCGCCUUCUCGACAUGAUUCGGAGUAGUCUUGCAAAGGGCGGCACUGUUCUUAUUCCGACGGACACUAGUGCUCGAGUGCUCGAGCUUGCAUACGCGCUGGAGCACUCUUGGCGUGACGCAGCAGCGGGUGAAAAGGAUGACGUAUUGCAAGGUGCCGGUCUGUAUUUGGCAGGCCGGAAAGUCAAUACCACGAUGCGCUUAGCUCGAAGCAUGCUCGAGUGGAUGGAUGAGAGUAUUAUCCGCGAGUUUGAAGCUGCGGAAGGCGCAGACGGAGCGACUGGUCAGCGGCCUAGUGGUCAGGGACAGGAGAAAAGUGCCAAAGGAGUUGGGCCGUUUAAUUUCAAGUACCUUAAGACCGUGGAGCGCAAGAAGAGUCUUGAAAAACUCCUGUCAGAAAAGGGUCCUAAGGUUAUCCUUGCAUCUGACACCUCAUUAGCCUGGGGCUUCUCAAAGGAGUCUCUCCGUCGAGUCGCGGAAGACCCCAACAAUCUGCUGCUAUUGACAGAGUCAUACCGCAAAAUGGCGUAUGAAGACACGCUGGGGUCACCAUGUACUAUUUCCCUGGGCAGUAUUAUUUGGCAGUGGUACGAGGAACGGCGCGACGGUGUGGCGCUCGAAAAGAGUUCCGAUGGCGAGUUGCUCGAACAAGUUCAUAGUGGUGGGCGGGAGCUGGCGUGGACCGAGGUGCAACGAGUACCUCUAGAUGCUAGCGACCAAUUGCUUUACCAGCAAUAUCUUGCCACUAAACGGCAGCUGCAGGAUACAUCUCAAGUCCGAGGCGGCCAGGAAACUCUCGAAAAUGCAGCGGAUGCUUUAGAUGAUGGAUCUAGCUCCACCUCUUCAGAAGACUCAGACUCAGAACAACAAGGUCGUGUCCUCAAUUUCUCGACCUCCCUCGCCCACUCGAAUCGAAACAAGCUGGCUGUCAGUGACGAAGACCUGGGUAUCAACAUUCUUUUACGGCGGAAACAUGUCUACGACUACGACGUGCGUGGUAAAAAGGGGCGGGAGCGGAUGUUCCCGUAUGUGGCGCCGAGAAAGAAGGGUGACGAGUAUGGAGAGUUUAUUCGCCCCGAGGAGUAUCUCCGUGCGGAGGAACGCGAAGAGAUCGACAUGCAGCAACGGCGAUCAGACGCAGAAACAAAGCUUGGCCAGAAGCGACGGUGGGACGAGGCCACAGGGACUGGACGAAGACUAUCCGGUAGUUUAGCAGGCCGCAAGCGCCAGCAUUUGUCCAAGGAUGCAGGUGCAGGCGAUGAUUUCAGUCUUGUAUCUGAUGGCGACGUCGGCGAUGAUGCGGCGUCUUCCGAAGAUGAGGCAGAUGCCCAGCCUUUCGAAGGCCCUUCCAAGGCUGUGUAUACCAAAGAGACAGUAACCAUUAAUGCCAGGAUAGCCUUUGUCGAUUGCAUGGGCUUGCACGAUAAGCGCAGCUUGGAGAUGCUGAUCCCUCUCAUUCAGCCACAGAAACUGAUUCUGGUGGGUGGAAUCAAGGAACAGACCGCAGCAUUGGCAGCUGAAUGCAAGAAACUUCUGGCCGCCAAGUCUGGCGUUGAUGUCUCUGCUUCUGCAGCUGACGCGAUCGCGAUAAUUUUCACACCUGCCAAUGGUGAAGUCAUUGACGCAAGUGUUGACACGAAUGCCUGGAUGGUCAAGCUGAGCAAUAACCUCGUCCGCCGCUUGAACUGGCAACACGUUCGCAGUCUUGGCGUCGUUGCUUUGACUGCCCAGCUGCGAGGACCUGAACUUCCCAUGGAGGGAGGUGAUACCGACGAGGCAGCUAAUAAGAAAAUGAAGCUGGUCGAAGAUGGAGCAUCUUCUUCAGCCCUUCCGACCACGGAUAUUGUCGCAAGAAUUGCUGACAAGUCGGACGCUUUCCCGCUCCUUGAUACCCUACCUGUCAGCAUGGCCGCAGGCACUAGAUCUGUGGCUCGGCCAUUACACGUCGGUGAUUUACGUCUCGCGGAUCUGCGCAAACUCAUGCAAGCUGCCGGUCACACCGCCGAAUUCCGAGGUGAGGGAACUCUUCUUAUUGACAAAUCCGUGGCUGUCCGUAAAUCGGGCACUGGCAGGAUCGAGAUCGAGGCUUCCGCACUGUCCGCUGCAAAUCAGGCCGCUAUGGGUCGAGGCGAGGGGAGCUUCCUCGCAGUCAAAAGGAAGAUCUAUGAAGGCCUUGCAGUUGUGGCAGGAAAUUAA